Molecule: messenger RNA, 1345 nt
Organism: Caenorhabditis elegans
Lineage: Eukaryota; Metazoa; Nematoda; Chromadorea; Rhabditida; Rhabditidae
Gene: C39E9.12
Product: SAP domain-containing protein
Exons: 4
Coding region: 5-1234 (409 amino acids)
Source: RefSeq, marked reviewed
UAAAAUGUCAGCCAAAAAUAAAGAGCUCGCCGAAGAGGACGUGCUCAACAUGACAUGCGACAAGCUUCGCAAGGAGUUAAAGAAGAAAAGGGCUUCGACUGCGGGAAAGAAAUCGGAACUUCAAUCGCGUCUUUUGGAGUUUCUCGCUGGCCAAAAUAAUGCCGGAAACGGGGAGGCAAUCAGGGAAGAGCCGGAAGCCGAGGCUAUGGACACCGACGAAGCACCUGCCAAUCGCACAUUCACAGUUGAAGAGGAAGAAGAAACUGAGAAUACUACUGGCAGAUUUGUUCACGAGAAUACUCCGACAAAUGCGGUUGCUGUCGUUUUGGAUGAUGACUUGAGAAACCGUCUCUGUGGCAGUUUGGGAAUCGAUCUGCAAAGCUUCGAGGUGAAGUCACGCCCGAGAGUUCAUCGUCUUUCGACAAGACUGUCUCUCCGCGCUAGUUCGUCGACUCCUCAAACAUCUGAGCGACCAGGAAUGCCGAUCGAGAACAGAGGAAUUACGCCAGUUCGUCAGCGUGCUCCAUCCAGUGGAAGAGACAGAUUCGCAAUGAUUCAUGCAAGAGAGAUGGAAAAAGAAGAAACACUCGGAGAGCGUCAAGAACGAUUGAAGAAACGACACGAAUUCAUGACCGGCGACGUCCCAGAAGCUAUCAGGAGACUUGCUACCCCGAAAAGUGUGCCAAGACGUGACCCAGUUGAUAGAUCAACUACAAGAUCUGCUGCGCGCAAUUGGCAAGUUCAGGAUCCUGAGAAAAUGUCCUUCCAAUUCGGGGAUAAAUCUGCUGAUGAUUUUCCCGCUCUUGUCAGCUCACGAGCUGGCUGCUCAUCGUCAUCUGCUGCCACCACCUCUACCAAAAAGACAAAGUCCGUUGCAAGAUCUCAUGUGGACGUGAAGAAGCUCACCAAGUCACAAAUCCCGAAACCAUGCCGUUUAACUUCUCGAAAAAUCAUUCCUGCAACUGUCCCAGAAGAUGAUACAUUCACCGAGUACAUUUCCACGCCAAAAGGAACCACUCCAACUAGAGUUCCACGACGUGCUGGUUACACACCACACUCUACGAGAAAAGUGUUCGUCGACACGACUCAAUUGACGGAUCGCGAGUUCACUUUGGCACUGGAGGAAGGAUUAAUCCCCGGAAGAGCUGCCACGAACCUCGAGAAACAACAAGUGGAGAACAAGAAGCGCCGUGACGACAUUAUCGCACUCAAGCGUAAAAUGAAUAUCAAGUAGAUAUCUCAAUUAUUUUCUUAUUUAUCUUCACUCACUCGUCUCACUAGGCUAAACCUGUAAAAUAUUUCGUUGUUGACUUGUCGAGUUUCUGAAAAUGAAUUCUUUUAAUUU